UUACAGUCGAAUCUGUGAGCAGGCAUGUACGACCAUUUGGAUGAGUUAAAGACCUCACUGCCGCUGGCGAGACAGGACCCCCACAGAUCAUGGCAGCAGCAGAGUCCAGCCCUCUGACCACUCAUGUGUUAAACACUAAUGAUGGAGUCCCAGGGGCCAAGAUGGCCCUGAGCCUGCAUCGCCUGGACACCAAGAUGAUGAUCUGGACCAUGUUAAGUGUUGGGACAACAAAUGAAGAUGGCCGCUGCCCUGGACUCAUCAGUCGGGAAGCCUUCAUCCCAGGCAUGUACAAGCUGCGCUUUGAGACGGCUUCGUACUGGGAGGGUCUGGGUCAGACCUCCUUCUACCCAUAUGUAGAGGUGGUCUUCAACAUCAGUGACCCAGGAAAGAAGUUUCACCUCCCUCUGCUGAUGAGUCGUUUCUCCUACAGCACCUACAGAGGGAGCUAAGAGCUCUGAGCAUGUUUUCUUCAUGUCCAAAUCCAGCUGUUACAGUUGUAAGCUGUUGAAUUUGACAUACUUGAAUGUAAGAAGACAAAUUCACUAUGUUUAUUUAUAAAUUUUUACUGUAAUAAAUAAAUGUGGAAAAAGUGUCAUGGUUGUAUGAGCAAAUGUUUAGGGUUAGAUUUGGUAUGCUUCAAAUGAAGUGAUUAAACUCUUAAAUAUUACACGGAAGUGCGAUUUAUUCAGUGACAUGAUGGAAUGACAUUUAUUCAAUCAUAUCUAACUGUAACAAAACUGAAUUAUUAUUACUGUCUAAUAAACCAAAUUUUAAUUGUU
Melanotaenia boesemani (Boeseman's rainbowfish) is the source of this 779-nucleotide messenger RNA. RefSeq names its product urate (5-hydroxyiso-) hydrolase b (gene urahb). Gene Ontology annotation, molecular function: hydroxyisourate hydrolase activity. The record is from RefSeq and is a predicted model, not a curated record. Gene Ontology annotation, biological process: purine nucleobase metabolic process. Bases 90 to 449 code for a protein of 119 amino acids. The transcript is spliced from 4 exons. NCBI's taxonomy places the organism in Eukaryota, Metazoa, Chordata, Actinopteri, Atheriniformes, Melanotaeniidae.